GAGGACAUAGCAAAUAUAGAUUUGCUAAAUUAAGAUUUUCGGUUGAUAGACAGAGACUCUCGUAAUAAAUCGUAUAAUAAGUGUUAAAAGGUAAGUAUCGUUAGUUUGGAGGUUUAGAGCAUGAAGGAUCAUGAUGAUAUAUACACGGGUAAAUUCCGGCCGUUAGCGUUGAAGAAUCCAUGUCGAGUUGACUUGGCUUGGUAGAGCGAGGAUUCCGAGGAAUCGGGAUGAGAAAAUCCCCAUCGAAAGAUGAGGAUGAUACUGGGCCUGGAAAGAGGGAGAAGCAAAAAGCCAGUGAACCUUUUUUUGGAUGGUUAAAGGGGUAGAAUGGAAGCCGUGGCGGUUUGCCGUUUAUCGUAGGAACACUCCAAACAGCAAGCGGUCUGUAGUGGAUCUGCACGCCUCCCCCCAUUGUUACUCAUCUUUCUUCUUUUCCCAAACCACAUCCAGACCUUCUUCUCUCAAAACAACACUUGAGUCCGGUUAAGUAUCCGAGAUUCAAGAUCUGAAGACUGUCUUGGUCUUCUGUAUCACAAUUUAACCCCAGUGUUGGCAGUCCCCCUUGCCCGCUCCCAUCCAUACUCCGAUCUCAUACCCCGCCGCAAUGUCGACCUCUGCCCGUCGUCGUCUCAUGCGCGACUUCAAGCGUAUGCAAACCGACCCUCCUGCCGGUGUCUCGGCCUCCCCGGUAGCUGACAAUGUGAUGACCUGGAAUGCCGUUAUUAUCGGCCCUGCUGAUACGCCCUUUGAGGAUGGCACAUUCCGGCUUGUCAUGCACUUUGAAGAACAGUACCCGAACAAGCCCCCUGGUGUUAAAUUCAUCAGCCAGAUGUUUCAUCCCAAUGUAUACGGCACGGGCGAACUGUGCCUGGAUAUUUUGCAAAAUCGUUGGAGCCCAACGUAUGACGUGGCGGCCAUUCUCACCAGUAUUCAAAGUCUGCUUAAUGACCCAAACACAUCAUCACCUGCCAAUGUCGAGGCAUCCAAUCUCUACAAAGACAACCGGAAGGAGUACGUCAAGCGCGUGCGUGAGACUGUCGAGAAGAGUUGGGAAGACUAGGGGACCCUACAUGUGAUAUUGGUUAUUUCUCUUAAUUGUUUUCUAUUCCCUUCUCUUGGUAUGAUUUAUCUGUGGGCGUUUAUGACGAAACAAAUAUUGUCUGCUCAUGUCAAAAGGUGACAGCAUACUGUCAAUGGUGGCGGACACGCCGUUGGCAUGACUUGUCCUUGGAGGAUUCACACGCCGUUUGAUGACAUGCACAGCGCGGGGUUUGGGCGCCUGGUACAUAUUCUCCCUUUGGUCUCUUUUUGUGGAUAAUCGCAUAUGUUUCAGUUGCGAGGUGCAUAAUGCAUUAGCUUAUGAUGUUUUCUGCCUCAAUUUUGUCUUGCUGUCUAUUAGUCUUUCCCUUCCCGCUCUGCUUCACUUUGACUUAACCGAUAGCGUGGUUUGCUUUCGCCUCCUGAGUCUUUUAUGGGACCAUUCUAAAUGCUGCCCACAUUUCAUUAGUGAAAAUUAAAUAAACCUUAUCAUU
Molecule: messenger RNA, 1532 nt
Organism: Aspergillus caelatus
Lineage: Eukaryota; Fungi; Ascomycota; Eurotiomycetes; Eurotiales; Aspergillaceae
Gene: ubc2
Product: E2 ubiquitin-conjugating protein RAD6
Exons: 5
Coding region: 605-1060 (151 amino acids)
Biological process (GO): protein polyubiquitination; DNA repair; proteasome-mediated ubiquitin-dependent protein catabolic process
Cellular component (GO): HULC complex
Molecular function (GO): ubiquitin conjugating enzyme activity
Source: RefSeq, a predicted model, not a curated record